GUCCAACCUACGUGAGGUACCAAGGUUGUUAUGAACACAAAAUCGACCGUCUAUUACACACAUCAUCAACGACUGACCUUAGCGGUGGUUUGGUUAUACAGGAAACCCAGCGGCUGUCGCUAGUGUUUCAGGCGUUUGCCACUUCUAGGCUCGGACUCUGGCUAGAACUAGCUACACUUACUCGAAUCCUCCGUCUGAACUUCAGAUUUCAAAUUCUGAGAUUUGGAGGUCCUGCAGUGAGCCCUUGAAUCGCAGCCCAGGGCCCAGGCGGCUAGCCAGUGCUGUACGAGGAGCACUCCCGCAAAAUGACGGCUGAUAGCCAUACUUUGGAGUCGGCAGCCAUGAGAUUCGAGCUUCUCCAAACUGCCCUGAGAGACGGUGCGGCAGCGCGGUUGGGCCGCCUGGCUUUUACAGGCCGCCGUGCCAUCGACACGCCCAACUUCAUCGGCGUCACCUCGCGCGGCGCCCUGCCGCACCUCACGCCCGACAAUGUGGUCAGACACUUGCAGACCUCGGGCGCUUUCAUGGCCCUGGAGGAUUUCAUUGAACGCCCGCAGCAGUACUCGAAGCGGGUGCCCCCUAUUUUCCAGACCCCAGCCAACACAAAACAUAGUAGCCGCCUCCAUGCCUUCACCGCCAUGCCCCAGUCCGUCACCACCGUCCUGAGCGCCCGCCGCCAUCCCGCCGUGCAGUCGCCUAUAGGCAACACCAACAACUCCGUCUCCAUCUUCACGUCGACCGGCUUUCAGGUCCUCACCACUAAGGAGUACCUCUCGGCCGUGCAGUGCCUCAGCCCGGACAUUGCGAUCCCCCCCUCAGACCUCACUUACGGCCCCCUCGCGCCCAACUCCAAGCGGGCCCUGCGCAUGGCCGAGCGCACCGACGAGUGGGUGGUCGAGUGGUUCGACGAGCUGCCCCCCGACAGCAGGAUAUCCACCUUCGCUCCAGUGCUGCCCGUCCCCUACUCCAUCCAGUGGGAGUACCUGUCCCGCCUCGCCGAGGACUACCUCCCCUCGUCGCGGCUCUCCGGGCUCGCCGUCUACGACCCGGACCUGCUCCCCGAUCUCGCCGACUACUGCGCCCCGCUCCUCCCCUUACCACGCCUCUCCCUCUCCAACCCGCCUACGCCGCACCACAUCCUGCGCCAAAUCGCCCUCGGCAUCGACCUCUUCGCACUGCCCUUCAUCAACACCCUCUCGGACGCCGGCCUCGCCCUCGACUUCACUUUCCCCCCUCCACCACCACCGCCUCCCUCCUCCACCACCUCAUCCCCCACUACCACAACCACCACCACCACCACCACUACCCCGCGCCCCCUGGCGAUAGACCUCGCCGACCCCUCCAACGCCACCUCCCUCGCCCCGCUCUCCCCGUCUUGCUCCUGCUACGCCUGCACCUCCCACCACCGCGCCUACGUCCACCACCUGCUUUCCGCGCGCGAGAUGCUGGGCUGGACGCUGCUGCAGAUCCACAACCACGCCGUCGUGGCCGCCUUCUUCGCCGGCGUGCGCGCCACGCUCGCCGGCACGGACAGUGCCAACGCCGCUCCCGCCAAUAACGCCACCACCACCACCACAGCUGCUGGGUCGUCUCCGGGUCCGGGGGAGUCUGUUGGUGCAGCGGGAGCGGGUGUGAUAUCCGAUGCCGCCGCGGGGUCCGAAACGACAUCGUCAUCACUGUCGUCGCCAUCGACGACAACGACGACGUUCGAGCAGGCCGUGCGGCAGUUCGCGCUGGCGUACGAGGCCGAGUUCCCCGAGGGCGUGGCCCAGCGGCCGCGCGCGCGGGGGUACCAUUACAAGAGCGUCGGCGGCGGGGAGGGGCGGCGGAAUAAGCCGGCUUGGAGCAAGUUAAAUGACGGCGGGGUUGGUGAUGGGGGCGCGGAGACGCCGGUGGAUGGGGGCGCGGAGACGCCUGUGGAUGGGGGCGCGGAGACGCCUGUGGAUGGGGAGGGGGUGUAGGGAGGGAAUGUCGGAGGGAUGAGAUGAUAGAAUAUACCAAGGUAGUUGUUGAUAAUGCAAGGAGUCGGAGCAAAAUUUAGAUGGCUCCUGCCUGGUGUCAAGAGAGGCGCUCAUCGCUGAUGACACUGACUGUAGAAACAGACAGCUGCAC
Messenger RNA from Thermothielavioides terrestris NRRL 8126, 2112 nucleotides. RefSeq lists its product as uncharacterized. The transcript has 2 exons. The record is from RefSeq and is a predicted model, not a curated record. NCBI's taxonomy places the organism in Eukaryota, Fungi, Ascomycota, Sordariomycetes, Sordariales, Chaetomiaceae. Bases 342 to 1961 code for a protein of 539 amino acids. Gene Ontology annotation, molecular function: tRNA-guanosine(34) queuine transglycosylase activity.